AGGGGCGCCGGGCGGGGCGGGGCGGGGGGCGGACCUGAUUGACCUCUGUCCUCAGAGCGGGAUGCGGUGACGCCCCCGAGCGACCAUGGCAGCUGCCGACGAGCUGGCCUUCCACGAGUUUGAGGAAGCCACCAAUCUGCUGGCCGAGACUCCAGAGGCAGCCACCACCAGCAGAAGUGAGCAGCUGACUCCGCAGGGACACGUGGCUGUGGCCGUGGGCUCAGGGGACAGCUAUGGAGCUGAGGACGAAGUGGAGGAGAGUGACAAGACCGCGCUCCUGCAGGAGGAGAAGCAGCAGCCCGGCUUCUGGACCUUCGGCUACUAUCAGAGCUUCUUUGACGUGGACACCUGGCAGGUCCUGGACCGGAUCAGAGGCUCGCUGCUGCCCCGGCCUGGCCACAACUUUGUACGGCACCGUCUGCGGAAUCGGCCGGACCUGUAUGGCCCCUUCUGGAUCUGUGCCACGCUGGCCUUCGUCCUGGCCAUCACGGGCAACCUGACACUGCUGCUGGCCCAGAGGAGGGACCCCUCCAUCCACUACAGCCCCCAGUUCCAUAAGGUGACCGUGGCGGGUGUCACCAUCUACUGCUACGCCUGGCUCGUGCCGCUGGCGCUGUGGGGCUUCCUGCGGUGGCGCCAGGGCGUCCGGGAGCGCCUGGGGCCCUACACCUUCCUGGAGACCGUGUGCGUCUACGGCUACUCCCUCUUCGUCUUCAUCCCCACCGUGGUCCUGUGGCUCAUCCCUGUCCCGUGGCUGCAGUGGCUCUUCGGGGUGCUGGCUCUGGCCCUGUCAGCUGCCAGCCUGGUGUUCACCCUCUGGCCCGUCGUCCGCGAGGACACCCGGCUGGCGGCGGCCGUGCUGCUGUCUGUCGUCGUGCUGCUCCACGCCCUCCUGGCCCUGGGGUGUAAGUUUUACUUCUUCCAGCCGCUGCCUCCGGCGCACGUGGCACCUCCACCCCGGGCCACGGCUCUGCCCCCACGCAUACUGCUGCCACCCACCUCACCAUGGUCCGUGGCUACCCCGGAUGGCCAGAGCCUGCAGGCCCAGCACGAAAGGACGCUUCUGCCUGCCCUACCCACCCUCAGACCAUGAAUGAAGGCCCCCUUGACACCUCGAGAUGACUCCGCUCCUUUCCAGACUUUUCUUACAAAGCAAACACUUUUAUUUUCUAUGCAAA
This is a messenger RNA of Equus quagga, 1178 nucleotides long. It is a transcript of the gene YIPF2, whose product is annotated as Yip1 domain family member 2. The record is from RefSeq and is a predicted model, not a curated record. NCBI's taxonomy places the organism in Eukaryota, Metazoa, Chordata, Mammalia, Perissodactyla, Equidae. Gene Ontology annotation, biological process: vesicle-mediated transport. Gene Ontology annotation, molecular function: small GTPase binding. Gene Ontology annotation, cellular component: Golgi apparatus; membrane. Bases 86 to 1093 code for a protein of 335 amino acids. The transcript is spliced from 9 exons.